UUCGCGUGACGGCGUCGAGCUAUUGACUCAUUGAGCAGAUAGUACUCAUGCGGCUAUACCUAUCUAUACUUCUCUUGAGGUAUAUAUGUGAGCCAUAUAUAACAACCCAAAUUACUGGGUAUAUGGUAUAAACUGAGCAUCCGCCCAGAGCCCCAGUGCGCUGUGAUACUCCCGUAUACUCACCUGAUUAACCUGUCAGCAGGCAUUGAAGAGCCUGGUAUAAUUACAUAGAUAACUUGGAGAGUAAAUCCCUAGAUGUCUAUACUUAAAUUCCCCGUGUUCCAUGAGGAGGUUGACAACGAGUGUCACGAGACUAUUGCUGGGGAAAGUCACCCUGUCACGAUGUGGUCCCUGGAAACACAUGAGCUACUGAUAAGUCUAGCAUGCCUAGACCCCUUCAGCCGAGGCGUCGAGCCGAGACAGUUGGCUCGCCUCGAGACAUGGUACUGUAGUUUGCUGUCUAGAAGAGUACAGGUCGCCGCCGGAGAGGACGGUGGGGGUAUACAAGAGGCAAUUGCCCUAAAGACGAGCAGAUCUGUUAUGGACCUUAUGGUCUAUACCGAAUAGACAAAAAGGACGACUGGGUAAGG
Aspergillus campestris IBT 28561 is the source of this 590-nucleotide messenger RNA. RefSeq lists its product as uncharacterized. The transcript has a single exon. Lineage: Eukaryota; Fungi; Ascomycota; Eurotiomycetes; Eurotiales; Aspergillaceae. Bases 256 to 567 code for a protein of 103 amino acids. The record is from RefSeq and is a predicted model, not a curated record.